CCGUCUUCAAUUCGUGCAACCCACGAUCAAGAAUUCAAGAUCACCUUGCGUUGAAUAUCUGUUGGCAAUCGCCCUUCUUCUUCUUCUUCUUCUUCUCCUUCAUCUGCCGUCGCUUCCUCCUCUGCUAAUCUAAGGAAUCCGAUUCACCAUGGCUCAGACUGUUGUCCUUAAGGUUGGUAUGUCCUGUGAGGGCUGCGUUGGUGCAGUGAAGAGGGUUCUCGGGAAAAUGGAAGGAGUGGAGUCUUUCGAUAUUGAUCUGAAGGAGCAGAAGGUGACGGUGAAAGGCAAUGUCCAACCCAAUGCAGUUUUAAAGACUGUCUCAAAGACUGGGAAGAAGACCACAUUUUGGGAUGCCGAAGCACCGGCGGAACCUGAAGCAAAGCCUGCUGAAGCGACUGCUGCCGUCUAAUCUGUGAAGGCAAGGGAAAGGAGACCGAGCUGUUUCCAUAGGGCAUUUCUUUGAUGAUGGAUUCUAUAUCAAAUGUGGUGUGUGUUGUGCAUUUAACGUGUUAAGAUAGCUAUAAUAAUUCGGAUGGGCACCUUGUUAUGGAUAUAGGAUAUGGAUUCCACUGAAAUAGUCCUUUGUCCUCACUGCCCUGAUUAUUGUUGUUGCAAUUAUGCCUACAGUGAUAGCAUAAUGAUCUGUUGUCAUUAUAAUUCCAGAUCGAGACCUGGCCAAGUACUGGAAUAAUGUCUGGAGAGGUAUGUGAUGUCGAUAAAUGCUCUAGUUCAACCAAUAUGUGUUGAUGCUUAUUUUUGCAAUGA
Eucalyptus grandis is the source of this 765-nucleotide messenger RNA. Its product is annotated as copper transport protein ATX1. Gene Ontology annotation, molecular function: metal ion binding. The transcript is spliced from 3 exons. The record is from RefSeq and is a predicted model, not a curated record. Bases 149 to 409 code for a protein of 86 amino acids. NCBI's taxonomy places the organism in Eukaryota, Viridiplantae, Streptophyta, Magnoliopsida, Myrtales, Myrtaceae.